AUGACUAAAGACAUUAGUGACCAGUACGUCGAAGAGGUCUCCAAUGCCUCGAAGGAGUCAAUCGUAUCCGCGGACGAAUUAGCAAAGUUGACAGAUGGACGGGGUGCUGAUUACAUUACGGGCUUGCCUGCGUGCUUGCGCCACUACUCCGUGGACCAACUGAAUGCGCUCGAAACCGGCUUCCGGAGGAAGGUGGACAGACGCCUGCUGCCUACCUUGAUAGGAAUGUUCCUUCUGAACAUCCUCGACCGAAACAACAUCGCGGCUGCGCGUCUGCAAGGCCUCGAAGAAGAUCUGGACCUCCACGGCAACCAGUACUACACCGCCCUGAUGAUUCUAUAUGUCGGGUACAUCCUCAUGCAGGUGCCCUCGAACAUGCUCCUGCCUCACGUCAAGCCAUCCUUGAUGAUCCCUGGCUGCAUGAUUGCCUGGGGACUGGUCAGCACUUUGACCGCUGCUACUCAAAAUUUCGCCGGGUUACUCGUCUGCCGCUUCUUUGUUGGAUUCACCGAAGCCCCGUUUUUCUGCGGCGCUGUUUUUCUACUUUCAGGGUGGUAUAAGAAGAGCGAGCUUGCCACACGUAUUACUACUCUGUACUGCGGUAAUACCUUGGCGAACUGCUUCGGCGGCCUCAUUGCCGCUGGUGUCCUCCAUGGACUAGACGGAGUGAAGGGCAUGCUCGCAUGGCGGUGGCUGUUCAUCGUCGAGGGUACUGCGACCAUCCUGAUGGCAAUUGCCGCCAUGUUCAUCCUCCCUAACUGGCCGCACAACACGUCCUGGCUCUCCGCUGAGGAGAAAGAAAUGGCCAGAUAUAGGCUUGCGUACGAGACUGCCGGAAGAGCCGAUGACGAGGAUGAUUCACCGCUUGAGGGCCUUAAGCAGGCCGUGUCCGACCCCAAAGUCUGGCUCCUAGUCCUCAUGCAGCACGCUCUCCUGGUUGGCAUGAGCUACGUCUACUUCUUCCCCUCGAUUGUGAAAACUUUAGGCUACGGCAACAUCCACACCCUCCUUCUCACCGCACCUCCCUACGUCUUCGCCUUCAUCACGGCUAUCAUUGUCUCAUGGCAUUCGGGAAAGACGAAUGAGCGCUGCUACCACAUUGUCGUUCCCAUCCUCAUAUCCGGACUUGGCCAGGUCAUCUUUGUCUCCACCCUCCAGACUGGCGCUCGAUAUUUCGCCAUGUUCCUCAUGACCGGCGGCGCAUAUUGUGCAUUCAACGUCGUUAUGAGCUGGGUCUCGUCCGCCAUCCCGCGGCCAAGAACCAAGAGAGCUGUUGCUCUGGCUAUGGUUGCUGCCCUCAGCAAUGCUAGCCACACGUAUACAAGUUACAUCUUCCCGAAGGAGGACGCGCCUCGCUACAUGAACUCUGCUAUCAUCUUGGCCGUCUUCUGUGUCGUCUGCGCUUGCUGCGCCUUGGGCUUGAGGUUCUGGCUUGCGAGCUUGAAUAAGAAAGCGGCAAUCGAAGAAGCGGGCGAUGCUGAGUCAGGAGUCAUCUAUGACGGACACGUCUCGAAGGCUACGGGCAUGAGGCGCGGUUUCAGGUACCAGCUAUAA
Messenger RNA from Coniosporium apollinis CBS 100218, 1554 nucleotides. RefSeq lists its product as uncharacterized. Bases 1 to 1554 code for a protein of 517 amino acids. The transcript has 6 exons. NCBI's taxonomy places the organism in Eukaryota, Fungi, Ascomycota, Dothideomycetes. Gene Ontology annotation, biological process: transmembrane transport. Gene Ontology annotation, molecular function: transmembrane transporter activity. The record is from RefSeq and is a predicted model, not a curated record. Gene Ontology annotation, cellular component: membrane.